This is a messenger RNA of Brienomyrus brachyistius, 2986 nucleotides long. RefSeq names its product alcohol dehydrogenase class-3-like. The coding region runs from base 602 to 1741 and encodes 379 amino acids. The transcript is spliced from 10 exons. The record is from RefSeq and is a predicted model, not a curated record. Gene Ontology annotation, biological process: formaldehyde catabolic process. Gene Ontology annotation, cellular component: cytosol. Gene Ontology annotation, molecular function: S-(hydroxymethyl)glutathione dehydrogenase [NAD(P)+] activity; zinc ion binding. Lineage: Eukaryota; Metazoa; Chordata; Actinopteri; Osteoglossiformes; Mormyridae.
GGUGUGUCUCUGAGCUGGCGGCGUGGAGGCGGCGCCUGUUCAUCAUCGCGUACGGUAAACAAAUAAGUUUAAAAAAAGAACAUAAAUGGAUGUUAACUAGAUUGUGCUUUACGGUAUAUAAAUUUAAUUUUAAAGUAUUAUGCUAUUUGGUGUCUAUAGGUGGAAUAUGGUGUUAUUGAGGAUACCAUAUUUCAAUGCAUUAAGAAGACGACGCGUGUAGGCACUUGUUAAUUAAUGCUAACUAUAUGCAGUAAAUGCAAGCAUAGGAGAACUUUUUGUACAUGGGAUAUUAAGCCAUGUGUUCAAAUUGUGCCAGAUGAAAUUCCACUCACUAUACUCGCUGGAUUGUUAAGUUAUAUAUAUAUAUAUCCGUGUCAAUUUAUUACUCCAUUUGUGGCGUCAGACAAAUCAACGCGACAAAAAGUGUUUGCAAGGUGCCGUUUGUCGCCAUUGUGUUUCAUUGGUGAGCUGACGCCUUUAACUGUACAAUGUUUACGAUCUUCCCCUGGCGUUACCGGUGUUCCUCCGGGUUUUCCCCAAAGUCCAAAGCAUGCUGAGGUGACGAGGACAAGCGGGACAUCAACUGGUCAUAGAAGGAACCAUGGCAACAGUGGGCCAGGUGAUAAAAUGCAGGGCGGCAGUGGCCUGGGAGGCGGAGAAGCCCCUGUCCAUUGAAGACGUAGAGGUGGCCCCUCCCAAAGCCCACGAAGUCCGCAUCAAGACCGCAGCCAGUGGCAUGUGCCACACAGACUGGGCCUACUUGUUUGAGGCUGGCAAGGGCAUGCAGAUGCGGCCCUUCCCCCUCAUUCUGGGCCACGAAGGCGCAGGAGUGGUGGAGAGCGUAGGCCCCGGCGUGUCCAAGUUCUCACCGGGGGAUAAGGUGAUCCCUCUUUUCCUGCCACAAUGUGGAGAAUGCGAAUGCUGCCUCAGUCCAAAGACUAAUUUGUGUACCAAAAACUGGACCAAAACACAGCAGGGAGUCCUGGCUGAUGGCACGAGCAGGAUUUCAUGCAAUGGGAGGCAGGUGUACCAGUUCAUUGGCGUCGGCUCCUUCUCCGAGUACACUGUCGUCUUGGACACCUCGGUGACCAAGAUCCGUGAUGAUGCUCCCCUGGAUAAAGUGUGUCUGCUGGGAUGUGGCGUCUCCACGGGUUACGGGGCCGCUCUCAACGCUGCCAAGGUUGAGCCCGGCUCUACUUGUGCCGUGUUUGGACUCGGUGCCGUGGGUCUGGCGGCGGUGAUGGGCUGCAGGGCCGCUGGUGCCGCCAGGAUCAUUGCUGUGGACAUCAACCCGAACAAGUUUGAGAAGGCAAAGGUCUUUGGGGCCACCGAAUUUGUUAACCCCAAAGACCACAACAAGCCCAUCCAGAAGGUGCUGGCUGAGAUGACCAACGGAGGAGUGGACUUCUCCCUGGAGUGUGUUGGGGAUGUAGCAGUGAUGAGGGCUGCCCUUGAAUCGUGUCGCUCGGCUUGGGGUACAUGUGUCAUCGUGGGCUGGACAGAGCUGGAGGAGCUCACCCUGGCCCCCUAUGACCUCUUAUUGGGUCGUACCCUGAAGGGGACUUACUUUGGCGGCUGGAAGAGUGUGGAGGGUGUGCCAAGGCUAGUUGAUGACUACAUGAACCAGAAGCUGUUGUUGGAUGAGUUUGUGACCCACACCCUGCCCUUAGAUCAGAUUAACGAGGCCUUUAACUUCAUGACCAGGGGAGAAAGCAUUAGAUCGGUAAUAAAGAUGGAAUAAAUCGCUGCUGCAAUCUGAAGACGGAGAACUGAAGAUGUCUUCUCGGACAUACUGCCCAUCUCUGUUUUCCUGAUCGGACUCCUUGCUUAAUGCGUGUGGGGGUAGGCAGAUAGACAUUUUGUGUUGUAAGAUUUAUACCCCUGCUGACACCCCUGGAAAAUAUUGUAUAGAGCCUGUUUGUUUGGUAUAUAAGUCAGACCGCAUUAGGACACAAGAAUAUUGGACAAAUGAUUUGAAACAUACUGCCUGUGUAACUCUGUGUUGUGGUGGUUUUUGUCAAAAACACUCUGAUUCUCGGGAACCAUUGGAGAUUUUCUCCUUUUAUUGUCAAAACCUGACAGGAACAGAAACAAUAACUUAGAACUUAGAGCAUACAGGCCUCUACAUGCAAACCUGAGACGUGGGGAUAUUAGCGCAACACCACACAUCAAGGUAACAACACACAAGGGUAAAAUCAAGUUAGUAAACCCAGCUGCAAAUAUAUAAAUAUAAAAUGGGUGCGAUGAGACAUUAUUGGUAUGAUUGUAGCAUUAGAUUGUGGAAAGGAAUGACAAUACAAUGGACUAUGAUGAAAUCAUUUACAGGACAUACAUACACCUACCUUGUCGCAGUAUAUAUUAAAAGUAGCUGGGAUUUACGCUUAAAAAAAGGAGGAACAUAGGGGGGAAAGGGGUGGAGCCAAAUGCAAUAAGAUAUAACAAGCAAGUAUGGAGAACACAGCUGUCAGGUAUGAUGUAAAUGAAACAUAAAAUACACUGAUUUUGUGUAAUUAUACACAGGAUAGUCUUGGUUACACCUGUAGCUUUGAAUUGCUCAGCCAAAUCACUGUCUGGCCUGUACUACUUGCAAAUGAACUUCCUGUUUCCCUUCUAUAACCUACACAUUUGUUCUUGUAGUUCUACUCAUGCAACUUUGUUCGGUAAAGCCUGUUCGAUGAAAAGAAAGUGAUGAAGAGAGAUGAAGGUCCUGAAUUCGAAGCCCCUAUGUUCAGCUCUUACACACAUCACUGACUGCAGAAAUAGUUUUAAAAUGAUGUUUUAUGUGAUUGUGUUGCGGUUAAAUGCUAAUUUCCAUCCAUUAAGUGAAGUCGGAUAACGGGUAAUGUGAAUUGUUCUUCAGUUCCAGCAGCUGGGUUUCUAUACCUAGAUUUGGAGUUUUACUGCCACCAUAUGAUUGAGAGCAUGCAGUGACCAUUAUACCUCUGUCAUCUACAAUAACUGCAUUAAAUGACAUUUAGUUACUUCA